GGCUCUGCAGAGGGAGGCUCCCGUCUGGGUAAUGGAUUUUGAGAAUCUUUUCUCAAAACCCCCCAACCCCGCCCUCGGCAAAAAAACGGCCACGGAUUCUGGCGAAAGAGUAAUCGAUGAUGAAAUAGAUGAUACAGAAGUUGAAGAAACACAAGAAAAGAAAAUAAAGUUGGAAGUUAAUCUGGAAUGUGAACAAAUUCCCAAAAAAUUUAGGCACUUCAGAAACUCAACAUCAUCAAAGAAUUUGCUACAUAGAAAAUCAAGAAGUAAGGACUAUGAUGUAUAUAGUGAUGAUGAUGUCUGCAAUCAGGAGUCAGAAGAUAAUUUUGCCAAAGAACUUCAACAGUAUAUACAAGCUAAAGAAAUGGCGAAUGCUGCUCAACCUCUGCCAUUUUCUGAAGAAUCUAUGAAGAAAGAGGGAGCAAAAGAUACCCAGCAAGCUGCUAAACAAAAAAAUAAAACUAUUAAAGCUGAUCACAAGAGUAAUAAUAAAAAGAAGAAAAUGAAACGAAAAUGGCCUGGCCCUGGAAACAAAGGAUCAAAUGCUUCUCUGAGAAACAGUGGCUCAUGGGAAAAGGAUGGUAAACCUAAAGAGAAGCAGCAGCAUGUGAGAAUGAGUCAGGGAUUCAUCAACCAACAUACAGUGGAAUACAAAGGAAAACAAAUUUGUAAAUAUUUUCUUGAAAGGAAAUGUAUUAAGGGAGACCAGUGUAAAUUUGAUCAUGAUGCAGAAAUACAGAAGAAAAAGGAAAUGUGCAAGUUUUAUGUACAAGGAUAUUGUACCAGAGGUGAAAACUGUCUAUAUUUGCAUAAUGAAUAUCCUUGCAAGUUUUACCAUACAGGAACAAAAUGUUAUCAGGGUGAACACUGCAAGUUUUCACAUGCUCCCCUAACUGACGAAACACAGGAGCUGUUGGCUAAAGUUUUAGAUGAUGGAAAGAAGUCAUAUAAAUAAAACAAACAUAAAAAGCAUUGUAUAGAUGAAGAGUGCUUAUGCCUAUGCCUGUCCAAGACUGGUAAUUUGGAGUAGUUUACAAGAGUCUUCAUUCAAGGCGCCCUCUUGUGUCAUUGGGAUGAUGUGCAGUUUCUUUAAUGGAUGGGCGGGCAGAGGGCUGGUAUCUAAUGUAUAGGAGAAGGGGUUGGCCUUCACUGAGGUGUUCGGACCAUUGGAACAGGAGAGGAGCAUAUAUGGCAGAGAUGCCGGCUGACGGGUUACAGAAGUCUCUUCUGAUUGAUUUAGUUUUCUCAGCAAAAUAGGAAGCAAGCUAAGGCUGAGUGAGAUGGGUAAAGAGGUAUAGGAGGUUUGAGGAGAGAAAACAGCUUAAGGAAAGCAUUGGUAUAAAAGAUGGACCAUAAAAAUAGAGCUAAGAUCUCUUCAUGUCAUUGAACACUUUCACAACAUGUUUUUAAUGGCUGUUCACAACUUCAUUUGAGGGUUAAAAUAAAUUAUGGUUUUAUGAUAUUUUAAAAUGAAUUUCUUGUUCUUAGACUUUUUUCCAUUUUUGUAGUAUAAUAUUGUAAUAAGUAAAAUGGAUUCUAGUUUUUCCUGUUAUAUAUAUUGUAAAUAAAAUUGAAAAA
Messenger RNA from Nycticebus coucang (slow loris), 1578 nucleotides. RefSeq names its product zinc finger CCCH domain-containing protein 8-like. Bases 32 to 955 code for a protein of 307 amino acids. NCBI's taxonomy places the organism in Eukaryota, Metazoa, Chordata, Mammalia, Primates, Lorisidae. Gene Ontology annotation, cellular component: nucleus. Gene Ontology annotation, biological process: negative regulation of DNA-templated transcription. Gene Ontology annotation, molecular function: RNA binding; metal ion binding. The record is from RefSeq and is a predicted model, not a curated record. The transcript has 2 exons.